This is a messenger RNA of Lytechinus variegatus (green sea urchin), 5169 nucleotides long. RefSeq names its product apoptosis-resistant E3 ubiquitin protein ligase 1-like. Gene Ontology annotation, molecular function: ubiquitin-protein transferase activity. The transcript is spliced from 18 exons. Bases 163 to 3093 code for a protein of 976 amino acids. Gene Ontology annotation, biological process: positive regulation of protein catabolic process; protein polyubiquitination; proteasome-mediated ubiquitin-dependent protein catabolic process. The record is from RefSeq and is a predicted model, not a curated record. NCBI's taxonomy places the organism in Eukaryota, Metazoa, Echinodermata, Echinoidea, Temnopleuroida, Toxopneustidae.
GGACGCUGCAUGCAGCUGCAGCUGGCGGAUCGGAUCGACCUAUUCCUAGGACCUAGCUAGCGAGGCUGCUCUGGAGCUGGAUGCGUUGAGAUUGCUGAGCUGAGCCAGCUGGACCUGGAAAAUUCGUCUUGGAUCAGGAUAAACUAAUAAUGACCUUCUAGUAUGGCUGAUGAUACAACAACUGUCUUUAAAUAUUUUUCAAGGCUUUUUUUAUUCAUUGUAAUAUACAUUGCUUUGAAAACAACAUUUUCACAGCUACUUGGUUCCGAGGAAGAAACCCCUUUUCAAACUUGGUUGAAGGAAAACGAGUUGGUGCAUCUUGAGAAGCUACUGAGGGAUGCUGGUUGUGUGAGCCUGGAGGAGGUAGCCCAAUUGGACAUUAACCAGCGGGCCUUGAGGAGACUCAGACCUCGUGACAAAAAACAUCUCGACGUCGCCAUAGAAGAGUUAAAAGACCAGCUGUUGCUCAAACAGUGGCUAGAGGACUAUUCUUCUCUCGGCCUUUUACCAAUACUUGAUGAUUUAGACAUCACGGUAUUCAGUGAACUUCACAAUGUUCUAAAGCUUGAUAUAGAUGCUAUAACCCAGGAGGACAUUGAUCCACUCAAAUCCAUCGCCGUUUACCAAGAACUCAGUCAACUACAGAGGGCGGUAGAGAAGGAGAUGGCCUCGGAUCGUCCGUACGAAUUGGACUUCUCCCUAGCAAGGCGCAUGUGGAGCGGCAUCUCACAUUUCGUUCAGAGCUUCGGCAAUGUCACCCUUGCAACGUUGAUAUGUGCCAUCGGGUUCGCCUGGGUGAAUGGAAACUACCGUACCGCCCAGGCCAGCGGGGCGUCGUCCCGUAGCCGGAAUGCCCCCAUCAUUGAUUACAUCACCGGGAGUCUGGUAGACCCAUGCAGGUGCCAGGUGGACUGGGGGUGGGAUGGACCGGUUCCUGUGGGAGAUACAAUGUCUUUCACCAUUAAGUUCUACCAAAGGAAUGGCAUGAAGUACGCGAUCUCAGACGCUGACCAGCUGGCCGUUGAGAUACUGGUCGGUCAGCAGCGGAUGGCUUGCUCUGUGGAGUACAAUGAAACAAACUAUAACUGGGUCAAGUGUGCAUUCACAGUGCGUCGGUCAGGAAUAUACACCAUCUCUGUCCGUCUGGGUCCAACCCCCAUCAGGGGUAGUCCGUUCUACAAAGAAUUUCUAGCCGGUGAUGUGGAUCCUCAUAAAACAGGUUUUGUCCAGCACAGCUCCACAGUGGUUGUCACACAGGGGCUCCUUCAUGGGCUCCAGGUGGAGCCAAGAGAUCAGUAUGGUAAUACAUGUUCUCCAGAGAGAUGGAACAAGGGACAUGACAAUGGAGACGAGCGAUGGCAUGGUUUUGAGCUCAAGGUUACAAGGGUAGGAGACCAAGCGUUUGAUUCUUUCAGUCCGCUCUAUGACAUAGCCCCGGUGAGGGACAGUCAGUGUAUUUCUAUGAUCAUCAAGCUAGAUCUGGCUGGCUGCUACAAGGCCAUUGCAACAUACCAAGGCACCCAGUUUAUGAAUGGGGAUUUUAACAUCCUUGUGCUUAAUGAAACGGACAUUGCCAAAGUCAGCAAAACCAUGAAGAAGAAGCACGUGGACAAUUGGUACGAGGCGACGUUGCUGGCCACCAACAAGGAGAAGUUACGCAAACCAAGGAAGGUCUACUGCUACAUCUCAUCCAAGCAGUUUACCAUCAAAGAAUAUUACCUCAUGGUCAUCCCAAAGAGAUUAUUCACAUUCAGGGUCUGCCCGGCAACUAAGUUUCAUUUUGAAGGAGGAGAGACUGAUCAGAGUGUGCCUGUGUUUACAAUAGAUGAUGGUGGACAACCUCCCAUUAAACUAGCUUCUAAGCACAGAGACAUCAUGGCCGCUACAUUCACUAAAUUCCUACUUAUGAAUAUAGGUGGAUCAGAGACCUUUCAAGAUAAGCAGAAAUGUUUCUAUUCAGAAGUUCUGAAGCAUCAUAAUAGGAAAGCAUCCAUCAUCAGUCUGAAUAUCGAUAGACACAACCUCCUGGAGAGCUCCAUGAAAGCCACUAAAAGUCUGUCGACAUCAGAAUGGUGUAAAAAGUUUGAGAUUCACUUCAUGAAUGAAGAAGGUCAAGAUUGGGGAGGUCUGAUGAGAGAAUGGAUUAAUCUGCUUUGCGUAUCUCUCUUUGAUCCAGACAACAAACUUUUCAAACGCUUUGAAGAAGACAAUAAUCAAGCCCUGGUCCACCCCAACCCGAACCGCCCAUCCUACCUCGGCAAGUUGAAAUACUAUGAGUUUGCAGGGAAGCUGAUUGGCAAGUGCUUGUACGAGUCAUCGAUUCCCAUGGCUACCUCGUCUCAAAUGGUUGUCAAGGCUAGGUUUACUCGAUCCUUUCUUGCCCAGCUCAUUGGUCUGAGAGUCACCCAUAAGUAUUUUGAGACUGAUGAUUCUGAAUUCUUCACCACCAAGGUGAGGUAUAUCCGAGAUAACGAAGUGGAAGACAUGGAACUCAAGUUCUCAGAAGAGGUGUAUGAUUCAAAUGGUCACCUUGAACAGAUUGUAGAGUUGCUACCUGGUGGCUCAAGUCUCCUUGUAACCGAAGACAACAAGAUGCAAUACCUUGAUCUAUUAGCUCAGUACAGACUUUCAACGUCGGUCCAGGAUGAAAUAGAUUCAUUCCUCAAAGGCUUGAACGAUCUGAUUCCAGACAACCUACUUAGUAUGUUUGAUGAGAAUGAGUUAGAACUACUCAUCUGUGGAACAUGUUGCUUUGAUCUGGCUGACCUCAAGGCUCAUCAUAUCCUAGCUGGGACAGGACCACAGUUCAGAAAGAUGAUAGAUUGGUUCUGGAUCGUGAUAGCUAGCUUCACCCAAGAAGAGAUGUCAAGGUUGCUUCAGUUUACCACAGGUUGCUCUCAGCUGCCCCCGGGAGGAUUCGCUGAACUCAAGCCUAAGUUUCAGCUGGUAGCUGCCCCGACCCAUGGUGUCCUCCCAACAGCUCAUACAUGUUUUAAUCAGCUGUGCUUGCCUACUUACGACACAAUUGAACAUCUCCAGAAGUCUCUUGUAUUGGCCAUCACUGAAGGGGUCGUGGGUUUCGGAAUGGCAUAGCUGAUAGGUCAAAGGUCAACCUGUAUGCAGUGCAAUGAUGGAAGGGAAUCGCAGUUAAGUGCAAUCAUGUAGAUUAUACUUAUAAAUAUAAUAUAUAUCCAAAUGAAUUUGGCUGAUUUUAUCUGACUUUAUAAUUUUUCUAAACCAUAGAUUAAAAAAACAAAGUUUAGUUACAUUAAAAAUACCCAAGUCUUGUAACACAAAGGUUGGUUCCAUGACAUUGGCUUUGGCGACAGUUGCUCCUAUGUGAUAUCUGCAUGUUAAGCCAAACCUAAAACCUAGCCUCCAAAUCUAUUAAAAUAAAACCUUAGUCCUAAUCUUUACAUUAUUCUGAACCAAAAAUUCUAUUUCAGUCGUAACUCUAACCAUUUGCCCUCUGAGAUAUUCAGACCGGAGCAAAUGUCGCAGGAGCAUCUGUCGUGUCACCCAAUGGUUAGUGAUGAAACGUUUGCAUAUUUUUCAUGAUGAGUUGUACAUUGUGGUCAAUGCAAUUAAUCGUUAAGAAAUGUUCUAUGAUGAUUGUUAAGCUUUGUGUUGACGCCCUCAGGGGGUGUUUCGUAAAGAGUUAAGCAUGACUUACAGUCAUUCCUAAAUGCUGAUGCACUCAUGAUAUGGGUCAUUCCAUGGGUUUGGGGCAACAAAAUCGUGUGAUGUCCAUGCAACGGUGGUAUCAGCUGUUUUCAUUUCACAGACAGGAUCAGUUCAAAUGGGCUUAAGUUUUGAUGCGUCAACUUGAAAAUGAUGUCCAAUCAUAGUAAUUCAGUUGCAAGUUGGGAUCUUUAAUGGAUUUGCUGCAAAACUAUUACAAAGUUUUACCACCGUUCAAUGGACAUCACACUGGCAUAACCUUGGCAAUGAAUUCUCAGGUGUGAAUCUGCAAUACAUCAUGAUGCUUUAGAAGUAAAACUUGGUGAGACAACAUUUUUGUUGGUAAUUUUAUGCAUACAUUUGCCUUCUUUACAUGAGACAUGGUUUUGGAGGUCUAGUAUGUCGCAAAAAUUGCCCCAACCCCAUGAAAUGACCCACAUGUAACGUGCAUUCUUCCUGAUUCAUAUGCAGUAGCACAUGUCCUCUUAGCAUAAGUUGACCUAUGUAAUGAAGCUUUUUUUUUACUGCAUGCAUCUGGGACUGUAUCAUCUCUGAAUCACACUGAUUUUAGGGGCUUGUUUGCUGACAAAUAUGCUGUGGUCAAAGGUGUUAAUUAUGAUUACGGAUUGGAUUUUGAAAAGGAAUCUGUUGCCGGUGCUUGUGUAGAUUUAUCCUUACCAGAAAUAUACACCACCUGCAUCUUGCAAACAUAAAAAAAAAAAAGCUGCACUAAGUUUUGUUAAAUCAAGAAAUAGUCAAUUUUUAUGCCUCCACCCACCAUAGGUGGUUGCCGGAGGCAUUAUGUUUUCGUGUUUUUCAUCCGUCCCGUUUUCAUAAGGCUUGAGAAUCCUCAAAAUUUGUGUUAGGAAUUCCACUGUUUUAGGGACUAUCACUUGUUGACCUUGCUUUUAAAUAUUUAAAACAAGUAUUUCAUAGAUGCUGUAAAUGAAUUUGAUGAUUAUUGGUCGUAGGGUAUUGAAGGAAUGCUAUGUACUCCACUGGGGUGUUUCACGAAGAUUUAAGUAUGACUAAGAGUUGCACUUAAAUGUCUAGUUACGCGUUGUAUAAAAGGCAUGACAGUAUUGGUCAGAUCAUGCCACGAGGAAGCACACCAUUGAUCAAUAAGAUCGUGUGUUGCAUAUCAGAUACGCGUCAGCAUUUAAGUGUGUCUCUAAGUCAUAUUUGAAUCUUUGUGAAACACCCCCCAGAAUGGGCACUGUUCUAUCCACAUGAAGACCUGAAUCUUUCUAGAGAAUUAUUAGUAUGCAAUUGUAAAGAGAACAGGGUGUUGUCACCUGCGCCUUCAAUCAAGCUGCUUGUUGCAGUAAGAAAUGGAUUUAGAGAUACCAAGCCAUGCUGUGGGUCACAGCUUUUAGAUGGAGAUGAUAAAUGUCAGUUCUUACAGACAGGGUUGGGCUAAAUUACAUUCUUCAAUUACAAUUACAAUUUUGUAACUGAAGAAAUGUUCAAUUACAAUUACUUUUCAAU